AUAGUCGCAGUGCACGGUCUCGGGGGUCACCUUUUUCGAACAUGGACACACGAAAGCCAAUGCUGCUGGCUAAGGGACUUGUUACCUGUGGAUAUUCCUGAUGCACGGAUCAUGACUUUUGGUUAUGAUGCGAAUGUAAUAGGAUCGUCGAUGAACACCUUUAAAGACAGCGCCCAAUUGCUUCUACAACACCUACUUCUAAAGCGUGACCCAGAGCAGGCUCUAGUCAAAGCAUCUUCAUCCCCGGUUUAUAAAGCGAUCCGGGCAUCUAUCAUCGGAACUAUAUUCAUGGGAACACCGCAUCGAGGAUCUUCCGUCGCCUCUUUGGGGAAAGUAGUUGCCAAUGCUGCCAAGUUGUGUUCCAUCGGCAUCUCAGUGUCGCAUUUAAAUAGUCUUCUUCCGGACUCGCGGGAACUUUCCGAACUUUCUACUGAAUUUGGUCAGAAUAUCUUCAGUCCUCCAGUGAAGGUGAUCAACUUCUUUGAAAGCAAAAAAACCAAGAUCGGUCUGAUGAGAACUCCUAUUGUACCACAUUCUUCCGCAAUUAUGGACCCCAUUGGACCUAUCCAAGAGGGUAUUUCUCUAGAUGGAGAUCAUCGCCAAAUCUGUCAGUUCUCCAGUGGAGAUGACAGUCAAUAUCAACUUGUUCUUCGAAACAUCCAGUCGAUUUUGGCCCCAGGCUCUGAUGGCUUAUCAUCUCAGGUCGACAACCCCAAAGUGAAGCAAGUCUGUAUAAUCUCGAAAGCAUACUGCCACGGCUGCAAUAUCGUUCAGUCCCUUGGCUACAGCCGGUCGAAGGGACGUGUGGAUGGGUCUUUGACUGUUUGCCCGUCCGGAAUCUACGAGCAGGUAAUGGGCAUCAAAUGCUCUGGAUUCAUGGUCCACCAGGUAUCGUCCUCGAUUUCAUAA
This is a messenger RNA of Penicillium hordei, 909 nucleotides long. RefSeq lists its product as uncharacterized. NCBI's taxonomy places the organism in Eukaryota, Fungi, Ascomycota, Eurotiomycetes, Eurotiales, Aspergillaceae. The transcript has 4 exons. The annotation marks the transcript as partial. The record is from RefSeq and is a predicted model, not a curated record.